AGCAGUUAAUAUACAAAAUCGCUCGGUUGUUUCGUCUCGUUGUGCGCGAUAUUAUAAACUGUUUGUUAACGACGGACAAAUACAGCCGUUAAAAUAUUUUAUCUUCAUACGAUAGGAAAUACUGUGUUUGUCGUUUGGAAGUUGGAAUUUGACACUAUGAAUUCAGAGGACCUUCAUGCAGAAUGUACUAAUCACAGUGGUGACGGUGAGACCCUGACGAGGAAACAGACGUACAGUGCUCUUUGCAUGUGUGGGAAAAACCCUAUGGCCGUGCAAAUCGCCGCUUUCUUCCAAGGCGAAGGAAUUGAAGAUGAGGAUGGAACCAUAACGUUCGAACAGUUUGAAACGCUCUACAACAGUAUUGAGGAACCAACUGUAGCAGCGUUAGAAGAAGCGUUCAAAACGUUUGACAAAGAUGACAGUGGAACGAUAGACAAAGAAGAACUAAAAGAAAUAUUGCAGCGUAGACUUGACACGACUGGUAUAGAAACGGAUCUAGAUGAUGAAUCAGUGGAUGCAAUAUUAAAUGCUAUAGAUACCAAUGAAGACGGGACUUUAAGUUACAAUGAACUUGCGACAUAUCUAAAUACGCAUGGACAUUUGCAAGCACAGGAUCAAGAAUAAGAAAAGGAUUAACACUGUGGUUCAAUAUAGACAGUUCGAGGACAUUCUUUUAACAUGGACAUGAAUGAUAGAGACAGCAGAUUACAAUUUGCAUGCGUUAAUAUUCUUACUGUUUUUAUCAAAAGUAUAUAUUGUAUUUAUUUCUGUUGGUCCGUUUUAGAAACAACUAUUGCCAGAGAAACGAGGAGCUUUUAGCGGGUUGUCUUCUUCAUUAUAAUAAAACUUAUGUCACGUCGCCAUUCUUGGGACAGAAAAAUACUGAACGCAUUUGUUAUCAAUUUUCCAUUUACGUAGACAUUAUUUAUUAUUUGACUCAAAACAAUGCGAUAUUUAUAUAAUUUUAAUCUUUAAAAAUGAUUUUCAAACACAUGUCAACAAAGUUUCAUUUUUUGUCUCUUAUGUGAUAUUUGUAACGAGGUUUUCUACCGGUGAUUCUUUUAUAAUUUUCUCUGCGGACUUAUAGGUUGAAUUCUGUAGAUGUUUUGUGCCGAUUAUGAGUCGUGUCAGUCUUUUGUCGGUUCGACGGUCUGUCUGUCAAUGUGAUUGUAGUACUAGUAUAUGUUUGUCCAAUUCUUAGCGUGCUUCCUACAAUAAAACUCGUACAUGUCA
Messenger RNA from Mercenaria mercenaria, 1233 nucleotides. RefSeq names its product neo-calmodulin-like. NCBI's taxonomy places the organism in Eukaryota, Metazoa, Mollusca, Bivalvia, Venerida, Veneridae. Gene Ontology annotation, molecular function: calcium ion binding. The record is from RefSeq and is a predicted model, not a curated record. The transcript is spliced from 5 exons. The coding region runs from base 157 to 624 and encodes 155 amino acids.